GCCGUCUUGAAUCAUCAUUCAGAGCCGUUCUGCUGCGACUUCAUCUCUAACGCAAUAGGUUGCGAUGGCGUCAAUACAAGCCUUCCCAGCUCAGACGCAGUCCACGUCACGGAAGGUCAACAAUGUAGUCACUGAAGCCAUGACGAUCAGCUUCUCAGACAAAAUCAUGGUCACAAUUUCCCAGGCCGGCAGACUUUCACAUUGGGUUCAUGUACCCCUGGCUACUUCGUCAUCGAAUCCUAUGGACCCAGGGCCGCUAUUGACGAUGGAUACUGAGAACAGCUUACUGCCGAUGACCCAUCUCACGGCAACCACAGUUCUCGGCGGAACGAGACAGGGCGAUGAAGUUCUUGGCCAGACACUAGCGACAACUAUUGCCAGUGCCAUUCUGACAAAACGACCCUCCGAGGCACGAUUGCUUAUUGUUGGUUUGGGCCUCGAAAAUGGCGCCGAGAGCAUGGCUGGACGCGCUGAGUUUGAAGAACUCAUCGGCAUCAUCUUGGACGUUCUAUGA
Messenger RNA from Dissoconium aciculare CBS 342.82, 514 nucleotides. RefSeq lists its product as uncharacterized. Bases 65 to 514 code for a protein of 149 amino acids. The transcript has a single exon. The record is from RefSeq and is a predicted model, not a curated record. NCBI's taxonomy places the organism in Eukaryota, Fungi, Ascomycota, Dothideomycetes, Mycosphaerellales, Dissoconiaceae. Gene Ontology annotation, biological process: proteasome assembly.